Molecule: messenger RNA, 807 nt
Organism: Aspergillus nidulans FGSC A4
Lineage: Eukaryota; Fungi; Ascomycota; Eurotiomycetes; Eurotiales; Aspergillaceae
Product: putative formin binding protein
Exons: 2
Coding region: 1-807 (268 amino acids)
Biological process (GO): mRNA splicing, via spliceosome
Molecular function (GO): zinc ion binding; nucleic acid binding
Source: RefSeq, a predicted model, not a curated record
AUGGCGGAAUACUGGAAGUCAGCACCAAAAUACUGGUGUAAGCAAUGCAAGAUCUACAUCCGCGACACAGCCUUCGAAAGGACGCAACACGAAGCCACAGCGAAACAUCAAAGCAACCUAAAGCGUUUCCUACGAGAAAUACACCGCGACAACGAACGGCAACAACGAGACUCACAACGCGCAAAAGAUGAAGUCGAACGAUUACGGCAAUCUGUGUCCGGCGGCGGUGGGAGAACCGGUGAUAACCAGUCAUGGAAGAAAUCGUCCUCGUCGACACCGGCACCCGCACCCCAGCGGCCGGUCUCGGUUGAAGAGCGCAAGAACCAGAUGGCGCAACUUGCAGAGCUGGGAGUUGCGAUACCUGAGGAGUAUCGGAGUGAUAUGGCGCUGGCAGGGGACUGGCAGACGGUCUCUGAAAAGAUAAUAGAGCCUGAGGGGGAGGAAAAGGAGGAGAAAGUGCCUACACUUGGGGUCCGGAAGCGGAAACACGACCAGGAUGUAGACGAGGAAGAAGAAGAAGCUAAGAGGGAGGCUGAGCGGUUUGUUAGUAAGGGAUGGGGGUCGGCAACGCGGCGGUAUCCUGGCGCGAAAGAUGAGGAAGAUGAUAUAGAUGCGCUGUUGGCGUCUACGAAAGAAGUGAAGAAACCCCAGGUGUCCGGGACAGGAGAGGCUACGAGCGCAGAAGGAGAACAAAGCAAAAGGGAGGAUAAACCGAGUGAUGAAGUGCCAGUGAAGGAAGAGGAAUCAUCAGCUGCCGGCACCGGCGUGGUAUUCAAGAAGCGCAAGCCAAAAGCAAUGAAAAAAUAA